AUGGGAAUCACAAAUGUAAUGGGGCCAAUGGAGCAGAUGGCCGUGGCUAAUCAUCCAAUUAACGGGCUAUACUUUGUGGUAACAGGGUCACCUCAGAGCCUUAUGGCUGGAAUAAUAAGCUACGUGGGAAAGCUUAGAGUUGCUUUGCUAGUAGAAAAAGACUUUAUUGAUCCGAAAAAGCUCAAGUCCGACAUAGAAAAUGCGUUUGACAUGAUUUUCAAAGAUGCAUUCAGCAAGUACUCCACCAGCCAAUUAAAGAUCCCAGCAAGCAAAGUAUAG
This is a messenger RNA of Dovyalis caffra, 279 nucleotides long. The record is from the annotation of a GenBank genome assembly. Lineage: Eukaryota; Viridiplantae; Streptophyta; Magnoliopsida; Malpighiales; Salicaceae.